UCUCUCUCUCUCUCUCUCUCUCUCUCUCUCUCUCUCUCUCUCUCUACUUACAGGCUUCAGAAUACAAACCUUUCAGAGAGCUUUACUCAGUGCAGAAACCAACUUGAUAUGGAUGAAUCUCAGGAUUCAGGACAGCUUUCCAAGGGUAAUGAAGAGGCUCCUGCAGAGCUGGCUCUGAGGGAAGGAGGCGAGGAGAACAACAGUUCUGGGAGCUGUCAGCUCUCCUCUGAGAUGAAAGCCCAGAUGCCGCCCCUGCCGCCCCCGACGACUUGGACAUCUGCUGCCCUGAAGGAGCUGAAGGCGAAGCUCCGGGCGGAGAAGGACAGCGUGGUGACGGUGUACCGAGGCGACAUCAUGACCGUCCACGUGCCCAUCGUCCCCGAGGCCAAAAAAGUGUGCUGGGAGUUCGCCACGGAUGGCUACGACAUUGGCUUUGGCAUUUAUUUCGACCCGUCUCCUGCGACGAGCAGGGCCAUCACGGUGCACAUCAGUGAGUCGAGCGACGACGAGGACGAAGAGGAGGAACCGGAAGGACCUCUGAGCAAUGACGACGUCGAAAGAGGCUCCAAGAGUCAAACCAAAUCAAACUUGGCCGAACUCCUACCYGUGUACCGUCAGGAGAGCCAUUUGUCCGUCCACGGCGGGAGUCACGAGUUUCCAGGUGAAGGCACUUACCUGUUCAAGUUUGACAACUCGUACUCCCUUUGGCGGAACAAAACUCUCUAUUAUAAUAUUUAUUACAGUGCCUGAGACGCCAGCGUGUUGCUCGUGAAUGUUUGAUUUAUGGAAGACUAUUACUCUUACGGACUAUGAACUAUUUUUGAUUUUACACUUAGAGAGAGAGAAAAAAUAGAUUAAAAUAAAACAAAAUAUAUCUAUUUUUAUCUGUUUGUGUCCAAUACAUGUGUGGUUAGUUUUUAUUGCAUCACCUGCUUAAGUGGCUUGCUAGAAUAUAUUUAAAGAGGACUUGCCUAUGUGCCAUAUUCCCGUUUCUGCGCUGUGCUGUUUGGUCAGGCGCCCAUCAUAAAAGCUAUAUUGUCUCGAACUGUAACAUUUCUAUGGUAGCAGCGAUCAGGGAACACCUGCACACCAGGCCAGGUGAUUAAUCAAACAUGCUGUAAAGAAAUGAAGUUUUUUUCUGUCUUGUCUGUUUGUAUGCACCUUACUCUGCUGCGUUGUUGCUGUUUGCCGUAUCAGUCACUCAGCUCUGUGCUGUAACUUAUGUUUUGAUGUGUUGAAUCUAUAAUCAUAAGAAGCUGGUUUAAUUCUGUCUGCUGUCACAGUKGUGUUGGUUAAAAAAAAAGUAUAUCGAUUGUAUUAAUGUGAGUUUUUUUUCAGGGUGUGCUUUUUAUGACACAAAUAAAAGCUCUUAUGUAAUAUAGAUUCAAUAUUUACCUUAGCUUUGUCUGUGUUUUAAUUAGCUGUUUUGAAGGCAGUGUUUCAUCCAAGUUGAGUUUUGUGCACAAGUUUUUCAGUUAAAAGUUUUUUUUUUUGUUUGUUUAUGUAUUCUGUGCGUUGGACCAUCUUUGUGAAAUUGACACUUUAACUCAUGCAUGUUCCCAAAGACGUCCCAGAUUUGUCUGCUAAUGUUUGCAGUAUGAAGCAACAGAUUUAAAACCUCCUAUGUUUGCUGUACCGUUCAACUGUUGAUGUUUGUUCCUGAAAUUUAUAAUCCACAAUAAAGAGAAGGUUGUGUAGA
This is a messenger RNA of Austrofundulus limnaeus, 1699 nucleotides long. It is a transcript of the gene tmed8, whose product is annotated as transmembrane p24 trafficking protein 8. Gene Ontology annotation, cellular component: Golgi membrane. The annotation marks the transcript as partial. NCBI's taxonomy places the organism in Eukaryota, Metazoa, Chordata, Actinopteri, Cyprinodontiformes, Rivulidae. The transcript is spliced from 4 exons. The record is from RefSeq and is a predicted model, not a curated record.